AUGGAUUCUAAUUUGAGAUAUCUAUCUACCGAUGUCGUGUUCAAUUUUGCUACGGCGAAAGGUGGAAACGACGCGAAUGUCCAAUAUGAAGGGAAGAACUUCUCUUGGAAACUCGCCAAGCCAUUAAGUGACAAGCAGAUGGACCGUUCCUCUUCGUUCUUCCAAACUGAUAGGGCUAGUACUGGAAUUGAUGCGACAGAUGAAGUGGUGGAGGAUGAUUGGAUUCAAAUAUAG
Molecule: messenger RNA, 234 nt
Organism: Penicillium taxi
Lineage: Eukaryota; Fungi; Ascomycota; Eurotiomycetes; Eurotiales; Aspergillaceae
Exons: 1
Coding region: 1-234 (77 amino acids)
Source: RefSeq, a predicted model, not a curated record